AUGGAGGAAGUCGGAAAAGAAGAGAACUCAUCACACUUCCCCUUUUCCACAACCCAAAUCACAAACUUGACUGACACUUUCUUUCUUUCUUCUCUCAGAUUCGACUGCUGUGGCCCGGCGUUCCAAUCUUUCCCAUCAUUCCUGGCAGAGACAGGAUACCAGGACGUCACCGACAGCGCAAAGACUCCGUUCCAGAAGGGCCACAACACCGACCUGCCUUCGUUCCAGUACCUUGCUCAGCGACCCGAGUUGUUCAAUGCCUUGCAGACCGUCAUGACGGCCAUCCAGUCGGCAGACUGGAUGACUGGACUCGACAUUUUCGACCGGUCGGCGCGUGCAGCUGGGACGACAACACCGCAAACGCCUAUAAAGCCCUUUUUCUUCGUCGAUGUCGGAGGCGGCCACGGCCACCAGUGCAGGCGCGUCUUGGAGAAAUAUCCCGCCCUGCAUGGCCGUCUGGUGCUGCAGGAUCUGCCGGAAGCGGUGGAGAAGUUGGCACCCAUGGAUGGCGUGAAGGUGAUGGCGCAGGAUUUUUUCCAAAAGCAGGCUGUACAAGACGCCCAAUUCUACUACCUCCGCCGCAUCAUGCACGACUGGCCCGACGCCAGCUGCCUCAAGAUCCUGGCCAACCUCUCCGCCGCCAUGACCGGCGAUUCACGCAUUUUGAUCGACGAAGUCGUCCUCCCGGACGUCAAUGUGCCGUGGCAGGCUGCCAUGACCGAUGUGUCUAUGGCCUGCCAGCUCGCUGGCAAGGAACGAACCAGAGCCCAGUGGGAGUCGCUCGUGCAGCAGUCUGGAUUACGGCUAGUCCAAAUCCACACGUACAACCGCCUGUUGUACACUUCGGUGAUUGUUUUGGAGAAGCAGUGA
This is a messenger RNA of Capronia coronata CBS 617.96, 870 nucleotides long. RefSeq lists its product as uncharacterized. Bases 1 to 870 code for a protein of 289 amino acids. NCBI's taxonomy places the organism in Eukaryota, Fungi, Ascomycota, Eurotiomycetes, Chaetothyriales, Herpotrichiellaceae. Gene Ontology annotation, molecular function: O-methyltransferase activity. The record is from RefSeq and is a predicted model, not a curated record. The transcript has 2 exons.